Messenger RNA from Aspergillus versicolor CBS 583.65, 1089 nucleotides. Its product is annotated as putative 3-hydroxyacyl-CoA dehydrogenase. Gene Ontology annotation, molecular function: oxidoreductase activity, acting on the CH-OH group of donors, NAD or NADP as acceptor. The record is from RefSeq and is a predicted model, not a curated record. The transcript has 2 exons. Lineage: Eukaryota; Fungi; Ascomycota; Eurotiomycetes; Eurotiales; Aspergillaceae. Gene Ontology annotation, cellular component: cytoplasm. The coding region runs from base 26 to 928 and encodes 300 amino acids.
UUUCCACCUUACCACACCACGAACAAUGGCGCAGUAUACCAAAGAACUCACCCCAGACUCACUCAAAGACAAAGUCAUUGUCUUGACAGGCGGCGCAAAUGGCAUCGGAGCAAGCCUGGUGGAAUACGCCACCCAAAACGGCGCCUACGUAUGCUUCGGCGAUCUCUCAACUGAGGCAGGGGAGACAGUCGCAGAUACAAUAAACAAAAGCCAGUCUUCCCCCCGGGCAAUCUUCGUCAAGACGGACGUGACAAACUACGACUCCGUCCUGGGGCUCUUCGACAAAGCAAUGGAGGUAUGCGGCCGCAUCGACCACGCCGUCGCAGGGGCAGGAAUCUCCGAGAUUGGAAACGUAUUCGAUCCUGCUUUGGAUAUGCAAUCUAUUCGGAAGCCGCCUACUACAAAGGUUCUUGACGUGAACUUAACCGGGUGUCUCUACGUUGCUCGCAUCGCGAGCGUCUAUCUCCGCCAGAACAGGCCUGCUAAUGUCGACCGCUCGAUAACCCUCGUCUCGUCUGUAGCUGGGUUCAAAGAGUCACCAGGUCUCUUCGUCUAUCAAGCCUCGAAACACGGUGUGAUUGGCCUUAUGCGCGCACUGCGGCUAUACCUCUGCGCGCCAGCACACGGGAUCAGAACAAACUGCAUCUGUCCCUGGAUGACAACAACCGCAAUGGUAAAAGGAAUCCAGGAUGGCUGGUUCAAGGCGGGACUCCCCGUGAACAGGCCUCUGGAUGUAGCGAAGAUCAUGGCGAAUGUACUAGCGGAUAAAGAGUUGAAUGGGAAAUCAAUGUACGUCGAGGGAGGGAGAGCGUGGGAGAUCGAGGCGAACAUUGACCGGUUGGAACCGCAGUGGCUAGGCGAGGAGCCCAGUCGUUCUUUGCAGAGGGGACAGCAGGUCUUGGGGUCUGGGGAGGGGUGGACGAAGUAGUCAAUACUACAUGUCUAGAUUUGUACCAUGAAGUUGGUGGUAUCCAGGCUAUCAUCCCGUCACGCAAGAAGUGCCAGGACUACCAUAUAUCCAAAUCAGAGAAUAGCAAACAGAGCUAUUAGAACGUGUCAUAUUCCGCCAGUUUCCACGGUGGACAUACC